This is a messenger RNA of Juglans microcarpa x Juglans regia, 1971 nucleotides long. RefSeq names its product 2-oxoisovalerate dehydrogenase subunit alpha 2, mitochondrial-like. Gene Ontology annotation, biological process: branched-chain amino acid catabolic process. The transcript is spliced from 9 exons. The coding region runs from base 333 to 1784 and encodes 483 amino acids. Gene Ontology annotation, molecular function: oxidoreductase activity, acting on the aldehyde or oxo group of donors, disulfide as acceptor. Lineage: Eukaryota; Viridiplantae; Streptophyta; Magnoliopsida; Fagales; Juglandaceae. The record is from RefSeq and is a predicted model, not a curated record.
AGUAAUUCUUUAUGGAACGAUAAUUAUGCUUAAAUAUUCUAAAAUAUUUGGUGCAGCAUGGAUCUGGCCUCUCCUGUCUCUUGCUUCGGCGUUAGAAAAUUGAUGCUCGCAGAUAGUACAGUACUUUUCAAUAAUCCGCACCAACUCUUUAUGUUUCUCUCUCUCCAUUUACACUUCGGUUCGGCCUUCGAAUCUAUGUAGGAUUCCUUUACCACCCACAAACAUCAUAACAGACAAAAGGCUCUCAGUUUCUUUCGCUCUCCAUUUUCACUUCAAUUUUUUUUUUUUCAUCUUGAAACUUUCAAUCUCCUUGAGCCCUCAGCCUUUCCGUAAUGGCCGUCUGUCUGAGAACAUCGAGAGCCAUUAUCAAUUGUCUCCAAUCUAAAGUAGGUUUGUUGAGCAUGAUCAGCCAAUGUUCUUGCUGGAGUUCUUUAACCCAUCAUCGUGAACCUCCAUUUUCUUCUCUGAGAACUCAAAAUGUCAGAGACCCAGAUGCAAAUUUCUGUGAUAAAGCAACGCUUUACUCCUCUCGCCGUUUCGAAUCAGUCAAAACCGAAAAACAGUUCAAUUCUCCUGAUGACGUUGAUCAUUAUCAGCAGAUCUUAGAUUUCCCGGGAGGAAAGGUUGCAUUCACUUCUGAGAUGAGGUUCAUAUCUGAAUCCCCUGUUGAGCGGGCACACUGUUACCGGGUCCUUGACGAUGAUGGGCAGCUGAUUCUCUGCAGCAAAUUUAAGAAAGUCAGUGAGGAAAUGGCUAUAAAAAUGUACAGUGACAUGGUUACUCUGCAAACCAUGGAUGCUUUUUUCUAUGAGGCACAACGGCAAGGAAGAAUUUCAUUUUACGCCACUACAAUUGGAGAAGAGGCCAUUAACAUUGCAUCAGCAGCAGCUCUUACCAUUGAUGACCUUGUCUUCCCUCAGUAUAGGGAACCUGGGGUCCUAUUGUGGCGUGGUUUCACUCUGAAGGAAUUUGCAAACCAGUGUUUUGGAAACAAAGCUGAUAAUGGAAAAGGGAGGCAGAUGCCUAUCCAUUAUGGGUCUAACAAGCAUAAUUACUUCACUGUGGCAGCAACAAUUGCUACACAACUUCCCCAUGCAGUGGGUGCUGCAUAUUCAUUGAAGAUGGACAGAAGAAAUGCAUGCGUAAUUACUUACUUUGGUGACGGCGGCACCAGUGAGGGAGAUUUCCAUGCUGCUCUGAAUCUUGCGGCGGUUAGGGAGGUCCCGGUUAUAUUUUUUUGUCGGAACAAUGGCUGGGCUAUUAGUACCCCUACUACAGAUCAGUUUCGAAGUGAUGGUGUUGUUGUUAAAGGCCGUGGUUAUGGGAUUCGAAGUAUUCGAGUGGAUGGUAAUGAUGCUCUAGCAAUUUAUAGUUCAGUUCACGCUGCGCGUGAAAUGGCAAUCAGUGAACAAAGACCAAUCUUGAUUGAGGCUCUUACAUAUCGUGUGGGGCAUCACUCCACUUCUGAUGAUUCCACCAAGUACCGCCCAGUUGAUGAGAUUGAAUGGUGGAGAUCGGCUCGAGAUCCUGUAGCUAGAUUUAGAAAAUGGAUUGAGAGCAAUGGUUGGUGGUGCAGUGAAGCCGAGUCAGAGCUAAGAAACAGUGUGAAAACACAGCUAUUGCAGGCAAUUCAAGAGGCAGAAAAAGUAGAGAAAUCUCCACUCGCCGAGCUUUUCACAGACGUGUAUGAUGUCCCCCCUUCAAAUCUUAGUGAGCAGGAGAAACUGUUGAGAGAGACCAUCAGACGACACCCACAGGAUUACCCACAAGAUGUUCCUAUUUAGAUUAAUCGAAAUAUGCACAGAUAUGCUGCUAAAUUCAUUCAUGAAAGCUUGGACUUGUUUCUUGCAUCUUCUAUUCUAUUACAGGAAAGGUAGUGAAAGUAUAUGGGAUGGUUUGCUGCCAUUUAACUUUAAAUAUGCAUUUGGCCCUUCAUCUAAUGAAGCAAAACCCGCACUGGUCCUUGCCUUA